Paramecium sonneborni is the source of this 749-nucleotide messenger RNA. NCBI's taxonomy places the organism in Eukaryota, Ciliophora, Oligohymenophorea, Peniculida, Parameciidae. The record is from the annotation of a GenBank genome assembly.
AUGAUACUGCAUAACUUAAAUAAUAACAAAACGAACUUAUUGAAAAGAAAAAAUAAAUUUCAAAAAAAGUAGUUGUUCAACAUUUUGAAUAAGAAAAAUAAAAAAUCUAGUAUAAAUAUCUUGGUUAACAAUCCUUUUCAAAUUAAUCCAGAAGAUGAAUUAAUAAUUCAUUUCAUAAAAUUGUAUUGAAGGUAGAAUUCCUAAUAUAUAGGCUUUAGAUAAAUGUAUCAAUUUAAAGCAAUGAUGUUUGAGAACAAAUUUAAUCCCAAAAACUGGAAGGAUUGUAAAAUUAAUAAUAAUACUUGAAGAAUUAGAUUUAUAUGAUAAUCGUUUAAUUAAGAUUGAAAAUAUUGAAAUAUUAAUCAAUUUAGACAUCCUAGAUUUAUCAUUCAAUAAUAUUAAAAAAAUAGAAAAUUUAGAUAACUAAAAAAAACUUAAGAAAUUGUUUUUAUUAAGUAACAAAAUCAAAAAGGUAUUAUGUUCUUUAUAAUACAUAGUUUAAAAUUUAGAAUUUCCUGAACUCAUUAUGUUAGAAUUAGCAUCUAAUAAAAUUACAGAAAUUGAAAAUCUUGAUAGUUUAUCUCAACUUCAAGAAUUAUUUUUAGGAAAAAUAAAAUAUCAGUAACACUUUAGAAUUAUUAUCUUUAUCUUGUAAUAAAAUUUAAAUAAUUAAACCUGAAAUACAAAUCCUAUAAAAUUUGAAUUAUUUAUAGAUUGCUGAAAAUUUCAUUUCAAUUAUUGAACAUUGA